AUGUCAUCAAAGACAAAGAUUUCCAAAUUCAAGAACGCUGUAGCCGCGUCGCAAACGUCCUCACGAAGCUCUUCCCCAGCGUCCUCCUCGACGGCCCUUUCCAUCCCGGAGCAGAAUGCUUUACAAGCAGUGCACCAGGAACAGAUGUCCCGGAUAGCCAGCGCGAUUCUUCCCCGGCUCGCGGCACUUCAUUCACGGCGUUUUCUCGGCCUCGCACGCGAGCACGUCAAGGCCGCAGAUGCCAUGUGGACGGCGCAGAAGCUGCAGCCCGUCGCCUACCGUCGGUCACUCUGGGCCGAGGACAUCGAGCCAACACCUAGGGAUGAAGGUGAGACGAAGAAGCGGCGUAAAGAUGCUCGGAUUGUGCCCGAUUUCUACCACCGACACAACCCACGUUGCACGAACUGCGCACUUCCGCUCGUUCCGGGAAUCAACCUCGUCUCGGCGCGAAAGCAAACUUCAGCAGCACGUAGCAAGCUGAAACGCAAACCGGAAUGCACGCUCUGCAACCACAAACAGCGAACCUCAUAG
Molecule: messenger RNA, 531 nt
Organism: Moesziomyces antarcticus
Lineage: Eukaryota; Fungi; Basidiomycota; Ustilaginomycetes; Ustilaginales; Ustilaginaceae
Exons: 2
Coding region: 1-531 (176 amino acids)
Source: RefSeq, a predicted model, not a curated record